Messenger RNA from Nanorana parkeri, 438 nucleotides. Its product is annotated as SEC23-interacting protein-like. NCBI's taxonomy places the organism in Eukaryota, Metazoa, Chordata, Amphibia, Anura, Dicroglossidae. The transcript has a single exon. The record is from RefSeq and is a predicted model, not a curated record. The annotation marks the transcript as partial.
ACCUUCAGCUAUUUCUCGCAGACGACGACGCCGACCAGCUCGAACGAUCCGUUCGCCAGCAUUGGACAGACGCCGGCCCCUCCCACGUCCGGUGCCGCCGCCUUCCCCAGACCUCCAGCUUCGGUGCCGGCGCCCCCCGCCAUCCAGAAUGGACAGAACUUUGUUAACCCUUCAAGGACCACGUCUCCAUAUACUUCCAACACUCCUCCGCCUCCCAGCGAUGUGGGCGGUGUCUGCCCUCCCCCGAGCGCCUUUUCUGUCCCUGCCACUGGUCCCUCCCAGGCCAGCUAUAAUCCCUACCGUCAGAACACCCUGACCAGCCGGGCUAAUCCCUACCUUACGCCUCCUCAGCUGCAGCAGGACUUUGCCCCGGGGCAAGCUGGCCAGACGCUUCCAUUGGCUCCACCUAGUGUUUACUCCUCUGGCUGCGCGCCACCG